AUGCAGCCGAAAUCUCACACCCCUUUUUUUGUUCCUCCCCAAAAGGCCAUGAACAACAAUAACAAAGCCACCAACACCAACACCAACAACAGAAUCUCAACAACAAGAAAUGGCAACAGCACCACGCAAGCUUGCGCUGCAUGCAGGUACCAACGCAGAAAGUGUGCACCUGACUGCAUUCUCGCACCCUAUUUCCCACAUGAUCGCCAGCGCCAAUUCUACAACGCUCACAAGUUGUUUGGUGUAAGCAACAUCACCAAAAUCAUCAAGGUUCUCAGCCCUCACGACAAGGACCAAGCCAUGCGCACCAUCAUCUACCAAUCCGACAUGCGUGCCACUGACCCUGUUGGAGGCUGCUAUAGGUACAUUCUCGACCUUCAGGCUCAGAUCGAGUACUGCCGAGCCGAGCUCGAACUCGUCCUUCAACAACUCGCCAUGUUUCGAGCUCAGGCUCAGCACCAGAAUCAGCAACAGUUUCAGCACCAACACGGUAUCUAUGCUCCAAACAAUGUUAACGUCACUGUCCAUGGAGACGGUGAGGUUUUGAACGCUGACCCCAUGGGCUUGUAUAACCAGCAGCAACAGUAUCAUUGCCUGCAGCCUCAACAACAGGAGCAGUAUGUUAUGAUGCAUGAAAAUGGGCAUGGCGCCCAUAACUGCAACGGCGCCACUCCUUUGCAGGACCAGAUCAACACUUGGGCUGUGCAGAACACUGCUGUGUCUCUUUCUUCGUUGUCAUUGCAAGGACAGAGUAGUAAUGUUAGUGAUGAGUAUGACCACAAGCCCGUCAUUGACAUAGAUUCUGAUGAGAGAAGUGAGUUAGGGUUCGAGUCUGAAGAUUUAGUCCAUCGCAGUGAUGAAGCAGUGCUGUUUAAGAUAGAGGAUGCAGUAAUAAAAGGGGAGGGUGACUGCAUGCAACAAGCUCAAGACCAUGACCUGAAAGGUGCAGCAACAUCGUUUACCCUCACAAAUUGUACUUGCUGA
Molecule: messenger RNA, 984 nt
Organism: Sphenostylis stenocarpa
Lineage: Eukaryota; Viridiplantae; Streptophyta; Magnoliopsida; Fabales; Fabaceae
Source: the annotation of a GenBank genome assembly